Molecule: messenger RNA, 897 nt
Organism: Brassica rapa (field mustard)
Lineage: Eukaryota; Viridiplantae; Streptophyta; Magnoliopsida; Brassicales; Brassicaceae
Source: RefSeq, a predicted model, not a curated record
AUGACCCAAAAUGAUUUUGUUCCCAUCCAGAUUAACCGAAACGAGACCCGAACGGUGGUUCGAUCAACGUUCGUUACUUCUGGAAACACAAACUAUGCCAGUUUGUUUUCUCCAUCUCCGCCUUUUACUUCUUCUUACCGUGCUUCACAAGUCUAUUCAUCUACCUUAACAUUCAACAGUUCACGCAUGGCUUAUCAGCCGAGAAAUAACAUGGUUUCUGCUGUGAGAAUGCGUCAAAUCUCAGGAUUUGUUAACCCUCAUUUUUCUCCAGUUUUGGCCACUCCAACCAUCCCAAACAUGUAUCAUCAUGCUACUGUCCCAACCAAUAAUAUGGUCACUAGCCAAAAUGGUCAUGACCGUGUCAUAACUUCUGGUCAAACCAUUAGAAAUCACUCUCCAAAUGUUUUUGGUAACGCCACUCCAACUAUCUCAAACAUGUAUGAUGAUGUUAUGGUUCCGACCAAUAAUAUGGUCACUAGCCAAAAUGGUCAUGAACGUGUCAUAACUUCUGAUCCAACCAUUAACCCUCCAAAUGUUUUUAAUAACAACCGGGAAACCUUUUACCCUGAACCUAUCGAUUACACUAAAGUCGACACAAAUGACAAAGGUGGUGAAAACAAGUAUCAAACCCAUGUCAUACCAAAUGAAAAUUACGGUUCAUAUAUGUGUCCCAAGUGUCACAGUCAGUUUGAUAUUUCACCAAUAAUAUCAGCUGCACGCAUGGGGUUAGUUCAUUCUAGCAAUGAGACUAAAGAUCAGGAAAACGAGAAAGGACCUUGUGCAAGAACUAAAAAAAGGUAUCGUGAACAAAGUCAUCCUGAAGUCAAUGGUAAAGCUCGGAAGAUCGAAUCGGAGGACAAAGUUCCAGAAGAGAGCUGUGGCUCUAAAACUAAUUAA